AUGACCGGGUAAGCUACAUGGGGUUGGCCUAUGUGAUACGAUACGAGGAAUGAGAGUGAGUAAUUGCUCUAGGGUAAGCUCGCCUAGUUUCGCAUUGCGGUUGGGAGAGGAUAGGACAGGAUAUAUAACCAACCAGAUAUCCUACUUUCCCACCUACCCACCUAUCAAACUUAUCCGGAACCAACCUCCACACGCUCCCCAACCCGCACGAUGUCCACAGAAGAAAUCCACCCUCUGGUUCCCCCCCUCCCCGGCCCUCCCACCCCCUCCCCCAGCAGACACCCAACAGCAGCCCCACCCGCACCCAGCUCAGCACCUCCACCAAGAUAUCUGGGACGCAAAUGCCAAAACUUGGGACGCAGCCAUAGGCACGGCCGGCAACUCCUUCUACAAACACUUGGUCUCGCCCACCGCGCUCUCCUUGCUGUCCCCACUCCCAGACGAGAAUCUGCUGGAACUCGCGUGCGGGAACGGGAUAUUCGCGAGGAAGUUGGCCGAGCUGGGGAGUCGGGUGCUGGCGACAGACUUUUCGGAGAAUAUGGUCGAGAUCGCGAGGGAGAGGACGGGGGUGGAGGUCGGGCGUAAGGUGUGGUAUAUGAAGUUGGAUGUCACGAGCGAGAGGGAGUUGGAUGGGCUUGUGGCGUUGGCGGGGAGGCAUUUGGGGUUUGAUGGGGUUAUUUGUAUGUCUUAUCCACUGACACGGGGAGGGGAGGGGAUGGGAGUAGAGUGGAGGGGGCUAAUUGGCGUUCGCGAGGGGAGCAGGUAAUAUGGCCUUGAUGGUAUAGUCUUGCACCCCCCGCGCUGAGAGCUGUAAUUGAGUCCUCGAACAAUAGGACAUAUCAACACUAGAACCCCUCGCAAAUGCGCUCCCGCGACUACUCAAGCGCAACGGCCGGUAUUCCUCCCCUCCCCCCUACCAACCUGGUUCAUGCACUAACCCUCCGGUACAAACCCGCAGCUUCGUAGUAACAAUAAUGCACCCAGCUUUCAACUCCUCCGGAACGCACAGGCACAUCUCGGUAUCUGAGGACCCCACAACCGGGCGUGUUGGAUCCCUCUAUAGUAUAAAUGUGAACAGAUACCUCUCCAUUCCGCCCACAAAAGGUGAAGCCAUUACCGGUCAACCAAAAACUCAAGUAAUCCUCCCCCCGCUCUCCUCUCCCAUAGAAGGUAAUGAGUGACAUAAUAAUAAUAUUUAUUUAUUUUCAUCUUUUUUGAUAAUAGUACUACUUCCACCGCCCACUGCACGAGAUCCUGAGCGUCUUUUUCAAGAACGGGCUCGUCAUGGACGGCUUGCUAGAGCCAGCCUUUUCCAGGGAGAGGACGAAAUGCGGGAAGGAGCUUAGUUGGCAGAAUUACUCGCAGGUUCCGCCGGUUUUGGGAUUCCGGUUGAGGAGGCUCCUGAUGGAUUAACCUGUCGUGAUUGGUAUUCAUGCGGUAUCACUCGGGCGGGUACUAAUAAUUUGGUUCCUCUUUCACUCACCCUCUCCCGAUCACAACUUAGAAAAAGGACAGGCAAGGAAAAAAAAGAAGAAAAAAAAAGAGAUCCCUCCCCCUUCAUACCCUCCGACAUUCCUAGAUUGUUUCGGUCACUCUCCUGGGUACAUGCUCUCUUUUUUUUCCCGCUCUGUUUCGCGUUUCGAAUGUUAUAAACAUCAAUCUUCUACGCUUAAAAUGCCAAUAGAAGUACACUGCCACACGAUAAAGUGUAGCACUGUACCGCAAUCCAUCGCUCGAUGCCCUGUAUAGAACAUGGUAAGGCACUCCAAGAAAAGGAAAUACUUUCUAACCCCUGCAUUAGCCAACCGGCGAAGACAGGGUAUAGAAAGUGAACAAAGAGGAAACAAAUAUCGUUAGAUGUGAAAAGUGGAACCUUUCCCCCAUCAGCCAUCCAUUCCCUUUGCUUCCGCUUUUCCAUCCCAUACCCUUAUAUUCCCCACCCUUUUCUCUAUCCUGCAUGCACAGUACACUACCUUCCACCCCACUAAACCAUCCAUCGUGUAGGUAGCACUCAUUGUAUCAGCACAAAAGAGACUGAUUUACAUGUUUCCAGGCUGAAAUAGAGAAAACAAAAAUUCAAACAAGCAAUAACUCCAACCAUUUCCAGAAGAAAAACACAAGAUUUUAAAUGCCCCGAUUUUUUCUGUAAUAGGAAAAGAGAGAAAUAAAUAAUAAUAAAAAGGCCUUAAUCUCCCACGCAAAAAACAACUUUAUUGAAAUAGACACCAUAAUCCCCAGUCACGAAAAAUAUCAUUUUACCAGGAUUUCGGAAAAUAUGCUAGGGUAUUCGAAUUUUGUCUCGCAAGGGGGGAACGGAACGGAGGAGGAAGAGAAAAUAAAACAAACGAUGUAAAAAUAAAAAAAUAAAAAUCAAUGUUACUUUUUGUUUUUGGGGUGAGAAAGAUAUCCAUAAAAAAAAAAAAGGAAAGAAACAAAAAAUAGAAAAUGUUCGUAGACACCAAACCUAUAUCAUGUCAGUUCAAUGAAACUUUUUUGCGCCACCCGUGCCAAAGCUUUCCCAUUGCUGCUCACUGACGUCGAGACCCAAACCGGACCCACGCCCAAUGGCGCCAAGGCUGCCGAAGUUAAUGGUUAAACGAGGCGAGGUCGAGUAUUCCUCUUCUUCCAUUGGGAAUUGAGUGUCAGACUCCUCGUCAAUGGAAGCAACAGUUUUGCCGUUGUUGGAUUGAGAGUUAGAAAUUACACGCUCCAGUUGCUUCCCGUUGGAGCCGAGAGCUUUCGGUAGGGUCGGCACUUCUCCUGAGCCGUGGGGGUCGUUUCUAGAGGAGAGGCGGGCACGCUGAAGUGUUUGGGUGAGUGCCGAAAUACCGGCAGAGCUUGUGCGGUUUGGAGAUCCAGGGAAUGGAGACACAUCACCGGAAAUUGGUCUGCCGAGCGGGCGGAAGGUAGGGCUUGGCUCUCCUCCUUGCUGAUAGGAGUUUCUAAGAGGAGAGCCAACAUGCCCGACGCCGGGCGCCGGAGCAUGAUCCUCAUCACGUUUAUUUCUCACUACAAUAGGCCCCCAUCUAGAUGCACCCCCGGGGGAACCGACAGGCGGAGAUCCAAUGGCGUCCACAGGGCCCCCGGGUGUGCCAGGAGCCGUGAAGCUAUGUUGGAAGUUGGAAGCACCCUCCUCGUCUGUCCUAGAAAGCCUCCUACUGCGUUCAGCCGGGGUAAGAAGGUCCUGAAGGCUGCUCGGAACAAAAUCCUCCUCAAAUGAAAAGCUAUAAUCAAGGCUUGGAUCUGUCGGAAACCGCUCACGGGUAAAUUCACCCAACAUUCUCUCCAUAUUUUCCGGUCUGGCGUAGCUCGACGAUAAAAGUUUCGUGCGUCUAGCAGAGAGUGAGGAAUGCAUUAUUCUAGGACCCGGCAAAUCCUCUGCAUUAGCGCGAGGGGAAUGAGACAAAUCUGCACCCAAAUUGCCAUCCUCCUCUCCGUUUCCUCCUCCCCCUCCAUAAGCAGACUCGAAGAGAGACUGAAGCGCUGUCGGGCGUGUAUUACUAGGCAAUGAUGGCGGAGGAGAGUCCAAACCAAACUUGCUCGGGACAGAGGACGCAUAAGGGCCAAAUUUCGCGAACUUUGAAUACUCAUGCCUGUCAAAGGAAGCUGGAAGUGUUGCAUCCAGAGGUCCAAGAGUUCGUUGGGACGAGGCAAGGGGUGACAUCGGUAAAGUGCCAUCAUCUCGCGGAGAUCCAUAUCUAGAAUCCAACAUUGAGGUAGCGAUAUUGGGGUCAGGGCCAGCAGGGUGACUGGUAAGACCGGGGAAGUCGUCUUGACCGCCAAAUGAAUGAUUAGGCAACAUUUUAGCCUGGAGCAAAGAGUUAUGUAGUGCGGACCCGCGGUUCGUGUGACCAGUGUCCAUGCGUCCGAACUGGAGAUGGCCGCUAUGACUGUUAUUGUUGUACGUUGGGCGAUUUAUGCGACGGCCGUCUGGAAGGAUAUGAGCGAGUGCACAUUUGACUCCAAACUUGCAGUUACCCUAUUGUAACCAAUUAGUGACCCUCUCGUAGCAGGAAAAAUCCCCAAAGGCACCUUUGAAAAAUAUUUGCAGGGCGCUUGAUCUGACGUUGGAUCCAUACUAUGGGAAAACGGACAAGCUUUUCCGGCCUGGCAGGUCCCCUGCCUGAAAAAUUUGCAGGGCACGUGGUUCAAGUCUAUUUCACAAGAUCAGCCAUGAUGAGAUUUUACUGCAACGACCAACAACACUCAGGAACAGUACUCUUGCUGCUAGGGGGGCUUUUUGAAGCGUCAAAAGUCGGGGCAUUAGGGCCUAUUGGGAUACCAGGAGGCUGGGCGUGCGACUGCAGGACCGGUGUAGGUGCAGCGCCUGUCACGGCAUUGCCAUUUUGAGUCGGAGGUAGUUGUCCAGAGAGAGGCUGCGAGGCCGAGAUACUUCUCCGACCACUACCAGGACGAGAGUGACCCUGGGAAUUGGAUCCGGACAGAUUGCUGCUACCGGAAUUGUACAUGUUGGGUUGUUCUGGAGGGGUACUCAUCGGUUGCGGAUGUGGGAGAAGAGGUUGUUGUUGGGGUUGAGGUUGCUGCUCCUGGGGGACGAAGGGAGUCUCAGCCAUUGGGAUACGAUUGGAUCAAAUCGGCGGUGCGGUUCCCGGCUGCGAGGUGUUCUGUUCGACAGAGGAGGGGGGUUACAACAACCCUCGACGACGGGUCAAAAAAUUUCUCCCUGUUACUGAGUAUUCUAUCUUUCCGUAUUUGACCUCCAGGUGGUGGGUUUAAGGUUUUGGCGUCACGAAAAAAGGUGGAGAGAAAAGAGAGGAGUUUUCUUUUUUUUUUUCCUCCCCUUCUCUUCCUUAUUUGUCAGUUGGCUGGAAGCACAGAGAACACCAAGGCGAGCCGAUGGACGAGUAAGAAGGGCUCAGGGUGUGUUCAGGAACAGAAUCGAAUAUUGACAAGCAGACGAAUGGACAACCAGUCAAUUGUCUUUUCUGUAGGGCUCAGAGGGUUGGUGGGGCAGGGGCCUAUCCAAGCCUGAACUCUUGAGGAGGGGGAAAUCCGAUGAGGGGUGAAACCCAGAAUAGGAACAGCGCAGCCCCUCGGGAAACCCGUAAUGUAAGAAACCACCAACCAAUCCAAUCCAAUCUUGAAAUCUUACCGUAUGGAUCGUGACAACUCUAAACCCUCCAACUCAACCAAACCGAAAAAAAAAAACUCAAAGAAACGCUCUUCCAAACUGUUUCCUGGCCAAAUUCCCCAACGAGUCGGUGGGGCGAGGGCAGGUUGGAUGGACGGUUGUAUGCGAUGGGAAGGCUCCAAAUGAGGGGGGGCCCAGAAAAUAAUAAAAAUUAUGGGAUAAAAAAAAGAUGGGGGUACAAAACCCCGAUAAAAGUAUUAUACGGAAUGACAGAAGGAUCGAGAAAGAGAGAGAGCUCAAAGAGAGGGCUGGUAGGUGGUAGAGCGAGGUUUUAUUGUACAGAUGACCAAGAGGACUAACUUAGGAGAUAAUAGGUCUCAGACACACUCACAAAUACCGGUACCUUAUGAACACCGGAUGGCUUUUGCAAGGCGUCUCCCUCCGGCGGUGGCUUAGUUGAACUCGUCAGAAAGGGGGGGAUGGUAUAAUCGAUAUUGGCGAGGAGAGAUUGAGAAUGGGAAGGAAAGGAAGAGGAGAAGAGAAGAGAAAAAAAGAGGUUCGCCAAACAUCCAUCCCGGGAUCAAACCACCAGUAGGAUAAUUAUAAUCAAACUAUCAAGAAGGAUACUGCAGUUCAUUUCGUCGGCUGACACUCCAAUAGGUCGGACCGAGAGGUCGGCUCACUUGAGCAUCAUACCCCAUCCAGAAAAGCAAACAGUGCCAUAAGCCUUCUGCUUCUCUGGCAAGGGGACCAGCGGGGACGUCCAACUCCACGAUGACGAUCAAUACCAAAACACGCCAAACGCCAGAUGCUUCUUCCUUAGAUCCUCGGCAUCAUAAGAUAGGCCCGUCACGGAAGCAUAGCUUUCUAGCUCAGCAAACUAUAAGCCCAUCAUCACCUGAGUCCAACAAAACUCACAGAUACGCGACCCGCCAAGUUCUCCCAAAAUGCCCGUGUAGCAAGGAUGCCAAACAUCACAAGCUCACGAUAUAAGAAGGACCCUCAUAGUGCAGUAGCGCUAUGGAUGGAGCCUUAGAGAGAAAUGGGGGGCGGGGGGCAAGCAGGAAGAGAAUGAAACAAAGAAACCUGAUGGGUCGGCAGAAAGUUCCAUACCGUCAUCUUAGGGCUGGAAUCUUCGGAACAAACCAUCUGAGCGUGGAACACAGUUUUCGUCCGAACUUCAUCUCAUCCCACUUCCACUAUAUUUUAUUUCUCAUCUUUUUUUUUCUCUUCACAAAAUACACACCGCACAUCGGAAUCAUACAGAUGACCAUUCCGUCAAAAGGUCGAAAUGACCAUGCAUGUAGCAGAAUUGGUCUGCCUACUAACCAAGCCCCCUCCCACUUCCCACCCACCCCUCACCCAAAUGUUACGAAAAGCGCACCAGAUGAUUAUCUAUCAUUGGGGGUGUUGGACGUGUUACGCCUUUCUUCCAAUCGUACUGCGAGGUUAGAAAGUCCGGCGAAACUUCCCUUUCUUAAUCAUACGCUCUUCGUAUCAUGAUGAAGAAUAUGCUUCUUUACCCAUGUGCCCUGGUGAGGUUGGUAAGGGUUCGAAUACAGUGGGAAUGAAUCCGAACCCGCAGUGUCCCACACCUAACUGUCAUAAUAUGGAAUCCAAAUAUUAUUAGUUGUAUGGAUCGCCGUGCCAACUUGCUAAAACAAUGAGCUCCAGUUAUGGAGAUAAUACCUGAUGGAGAAGACGGCAGUUCUAUAUCUGGUAGUCCGAAACCCACAGCCCCAUUACGGUAUGUUAUCGCCAGAAAAGGUUGGCCAUUACCACCAUCCCCGGACUCUAAUGCUCUAUUGUAAAGAAAAGGUAUUUUUCCACAAAACGCAAUACGAUAUUUCGAGUUUACUACGGGUACUUCAUUGCUAUGAUACCAACUCACUUUUUUUGAUCCCCCGGCUUUCUACUCUAAAUACUCCUUGUCAUCCAAAGUCCCCCUCUUCGCGGCCGCAGUUACGCGGAUAUAUCCUCGCACCUCGUGUUCAGCUGACCCCUCUGCAAUCAGUGUUCCAUGUGCGGGAGCGGACAUAAAU
Tuber aestivum (summer truffle) is the source of this 7134-nucleotide messenger RNA. The record is from the annotation of a GenBank genome assembly. Lineage: Eukaryota; Fungi; Ascomycota; Pezizomycetes; Pezizales; Tuberaceae.